UGUGGACAGCUUUUUCUACAAAAAGAUAUAAAAUCCCCACUGAAGAUCGAUUGUUACAAAAAUCAGGUUUAUGUGCCAAGAAAUCAGUUAAGACAACUGUGCGGAAGAUUUUCAGCCACAUGAAUAAUGGAACUACAAAAAUUGUUGUUCUUGGAACUGCUGGUGUUGGAAAGACUACAGUGCUGAAAGCCUUGAUCAAUCACCCCAACACAAAACGUAUGUUUGAUGCAACUAUUUUGGUUACUGUAUCAAGAUAUUGGAGCACAACAAAGAUUCAAAACCAAGUUUUAAGACAGUUAUCAUUGUCUCGUGAAUAUUCUGAAACUGAUUCUCAAGUUGCAGAAAGAUUAUUAGGGGUUCUAAAAGUGAGGAAGUUUUUGUUAAUUCUGGAUGAUCUUUGGGAACAGAUAGAUUUAGGGGCCGUGGGUAUUCCUGAUUCCAAUUCCGAAAAUCGCUGCAAGAUAAUAAUGGCAUUCAGAAAACUUGAUUCUGGUCAUGACAAGAAUGAGUUUAAGGUGGUUGAAAUAAAAACUGUCUCUGAGAAGGAAGCUAGAGAACUGUUUUAUGAACACGUGGGUAGAAUCAUUCGAUCCUCGGAUAUCCAGUCCUUUGCUGAAACUAUAGUUAAGGGCUGUGGUGGUUUGCCCCUGCUGAUUAUUGUUACUGGAAGGGCCCUAGCAGAGGAGAAUGAUGUUUCCAAGUGGAGGGAUGCAUCAAUUAAAUUCUCAUUAUCUAGAACUUCUAAUGGAUGUCAAACUGAAGAUGUCAUCCAACGAUUGAAAUUCAGCUUUGACCAACUCAAGGAGCAUGAUGUAAAGAGUUGUUUCCUUCAUUGUGCUUUGUUUCCAGAAGAUCAAGAUGUUAAUAUUUUUAACUUCAUAGAAUAUUGUAUCAAAGAAGGUUUAGUUACUGGUGUUGCUCAAGCUGAUGCAAAAAAAAGGGGUCGCUAUAUAGUUGAUGUUCUAGUUAGUGCUUCUCUGUUACAAGUUACAGAAGGUGGAAAAUCCAUUAAAAUGCAUGAUUUAAUCAGAGAUUUAGCAUUGGGGAUCUUAUCUUCAGUGCAAAAAGAUAGCAAGUUUCCGUUGAGAGUAGGUGAUCAAUUUUUGUUGAGUGCUUAUUCAAGAUCAAUGGAACUAUUUAAUUCUGGAAGUAGUUCGCCAUCCACAUCCUUAUGUGUACCUGAAGGUAAUCAAUUUUUGUUGAGAACUGGCGCAGGUCUAGCAGAACCACCGUCGGAGGAAGAGUGGAAACAUGCUAAAAUGGUGCUUUUGAGUGAUAAUGAGUUAUGCACUCUUCCUGAGGAACCAAAUUGUCCUGAGCUUUUGACAUUGUUCCUACAAAGAAACUGUUUUUUGAGAGUGAUACCGCCAUCCUUUUUUAACUACAUGACUUCUCUUGAAGUGUUGAAUCUAUCUGGGACUAGAAUACAGUCCUUGCCUGAGACACUUGUUAAGCUAGAAAAGCUCCUAAUCCUCAUCCUACAGGAUUGUAAAUGUCUGUUUAUGCUUCCCUCUGAAGUUGGAUUCCUUGUUCGUCUCGAGGUGCUUGAUCUCCAAGGCACUGAAAUUGACAAAUUACCUGAUGAACACGGUGAAUUGGAAUUCUUAAGACGUUUGGAAGUGCCAUUUUAUGGGUCUAUCGAUGAUGGCGAGUAUGUUAAAUUGCCACGCCAAUUGAUUUCGUGUGGCAUUAUAUCGAAGUUGUUCAAUUUGGAGACUCUAUGUAUUGUUUUGUAUCCAGGAGAUGCACGGUGGCAUGAGGAUGUGAAAUACAUCAAAACUGAGGUCUGCAAGUUGAAAAAGUUGAGUUCUCUUUGCUUUCAUUUCCCAGAAAUUGAGCAUGUCCAAGAAUUCCUCACAGCAAGUGACCCAUGGAAAAAUAAACUCUUAAUGGAGUUCAAAUUCGUGGUUGGUCGUGAGGUCAAAGACAUUUCCUCUCAUAUCCCAGAUUUUUUGGAUUUCGAUUAUAAUCAACAGCGCCAAUGUUUGAGAUUUGUGAAUGGUGAGAAGAAACCUGAUGAAGUUCUACAAAUAUUAGCUCGCAGUACUGCUUUCUAUUUGGAUAAUCAUCUUGACAUCGAGAGCCUUUCAAACUUUGGGUUAAGUAAUGUCAAUGGGUUGAAGUUUUGCCUAAUAUGUGAAUGCCCCAGGAUUAAAACGGUUGUGCGUGUGGAUGAAGUGGAGGAAGAUACUAAUGCUGCAUUUCCACUCCUGGAGACCUUAAGUAUCCAUCGCUUGUGGAAUUUAACAUCUAUUUGGGAGGGGAUUCUACCAGAAGGAAGCUUUGCUCAGUUAAGAAUUUUGUCACUGCAUGGAUGUCCGAAGUUGGAGUACGUCUUUAGAAGCUCAAUGAUUCAAUAUCUUUGUAAAUUAGAGGAAUUGGUUAUCGAAGAUUGUCGAGGCAUUGAACAAAUCAUAGUCGAGGAGGAGCCAACACAUUCUGAUUCUGUUGUACUUCCCAGUUUGAAGAAGUUAACACUUCACUAUCUACCUGCAUUGGUUAACAUAUGCAGAGGUCCUUGGCCGCUAUUUGAGUAUAUCAGCUUCUACCGUUGCCCAAACUUGAAGAAGAUUGGUAUUGAUUCCAAACUCAAAGAUGUGAUGAUAAAGGCAGAGAAGAGUUGGUGGGAUGGAUUAGAAUGGGAAAAUGAUGAAUUGUGCUUGCAUCUUGAAAACUGUUCCACCAUUAUUUUUCAAGAUCGUCUGUAAGUAAAAUUGUUGGUAUAUUUGUUUUGGAUUGGUAUUAUUCAUUGUUUCGUUUU
This is a messenger RNA of Pistacia vera, 2761 nucleotides long. Its product is annotated as disease resistance protein At4g27190-like. Bases 120 to 2708 code for a protein of 862 amino acids. NCBI's taxonomy places the organism in Eukaryota, Viridiplantae, Streptophyta, Magnoliopsida, Sapindales, Anacardiaceae. The record is from RefSeq and is a predicted model, not a curated record. Gene Ontology annotation, molecular function: protein binding; ADP binding. The transcript has a single exon.